Messenger RNA from Dimorphilus gyrociliatus, 2500 nucleotides. The record is from the annotation of a GenBank genome assembly. Lineage: Eukaryota; Metazoa; Annelida; Polychaeta; Dinophilidae.
CAUGUCAGCGAAAAAGGAUACAGGCUAUGCUUGGAUAAUAGCUAUCAAUUCUCUAUUAAUAUAUAGUCUCUUUGUGAUUAGUUUUACCUCAUUUGGGGUUCUCAUAGUUUAUAUCACAGAAGCCACAGAGCAUUCUUAUACAAUUGUCUCUUGGAUAGGAGGUAUAUCAAAAGCGGUUACAGGUUUUAGUGGUAUUUUCUACGGAUCGAUAGCUAAGAAAUUCAGUUGUAGAACUAUCUUAUUUUCAUCGUCUGUUCUUUUAGCAAGUUGUUAUUUCGCAAGUGUUUUUGUUCAUAGCGUGACGGGUCUUUUUAUUUCGCUUGGUUUAGCUGCUGGAUUUUCUUAUGGAGCCUUAAGCUUUUGCGCUGAAGUCAGCGUAGCCGGGUGGUUCAUGAAAUCAAAAUCUCUUGCAAUUGCUAUGUGUUCAUUAGGAACAAGUAUAGGGGUAUUUAUUUGGACUCCCCUUACCAAUAUGAUGGUUCAUGCGUAUGGAUGGAGGAGUACGCUACUUCUUCUUGCUGGUGUCCAUUUAAAUGGUUGCGUUCUAGCGAUGAUAAUUAGAAAACCUCCAGUUGAUGAUAAUAAAGACGAAAACGACAUAUCUGAAAGAUUUUGCGUUCUUUUCGAUAAAAACCUGUGGACGAAUGUUCCAUUUUGCCUUUUAUGCUUUGCACUCUUAGGUCUUUAUGCUGGUCACAUGCAGGUUUUCUUUAUGUUGCCUACUAGAGCGGAUGUAACAGGACUUGGAACCCAAAGCGGAACUUACGUAGUUUCAUCUAUUGCUCUCAGCUCCGGCCUAUGUAGACUACUUGUUGGAUACUUGGGAGAUAGGGUGUGGUUCAAUCGCUUUCUUGCUUUUUCACUAUCUAUUGCUGUUGGGGGGCUCUUAACCAUCUUAUCAGUUCUAUUUCAGUCAUUUCCAAUGCUUAUUACGUAUGGUGUAUUAUUUGGAAUAGUGUCAUCUUUCUACGUGGCUUAUACGUUUACAAUGAUAACAGACGUUGUUAAACCUAAGGAAAUUCCAGGAGCAGCCGGCUUAGCUAUGAUUUUUAUCGGAUUAUCUCAACUAAUUUCUAAUUCAUUAGGGGGUUUCCUAUAUGAUCAAACGAAAAGUCCUCUCAUACCAUUUAUAAAGAAAAACAUGUCUGACAAAAAGGAUACGGGAUAUGCUUGGGUAAUUAUGAUCAAUGCGAUGAUUUGUAAUGCUCUUUCUGUAUUGGCUGUUUCAUCUCAAAGUAUUCUGAUAAUCUACAUAACGGAAUCUUUAGAAGAAUCAUACGGAAAAGUCUCCAUAAUGACUAGUCUAUUAAAUCUUUUUUAUGGUGGGAGUUCACUGUUUUCCGGCAUUCUAGACAGAAUUUUUACAAGGACACAAUUAUUAUUCGUGGGAUCAUUUAUGGUAGUUCUUUGUCAUAUACUGAGUGUUUACAUCAAAAGCGUUUACUUAUUUUAUAUCACACUUGGUAUUGUAAGUGGAAUAGGGUUAAAUACCUUUACAUUCUGUUCUGGAAUAUCAGUAGCCGGUUGGUUUGAAAGGAAAAAGUCUCUCGCCCUUGCCUGUAUUUCAGUAGGAACAAGCAUUGGAUUUCUAAUAUGGAGUCCACUAACGAAUUUAAUAAUAACCAACUAUGGUUGGAGAAGUGCUCUUUUAUUAAUAGGCGCUAUUUAUGCCCAUGGACUCGCCAGUGCAUUACUAAUACGGCCUCCACCUCAGGAAAAUAAUAAAUCUUCAAUUGAAAAAAGUAAAGAGUCUCCAAAGAGAAAUAUUUUUGAUAAAAGAAUAUUUAAGAAUUACUCUUUAUUAUUUCUCUAUUUAAGUGUAAUUUCAACAUAUACUGGCCACAUGGUACCCUACUUUUGGAUUCCAACAAGAACUAAGGGAACCGAUGUUGGCUUGGAAAAAGGUACUCUUAUAGUUUCAGCGCUGGCUGGAUCAUCGCUCGUUGUACGAAUAUUUAUUGGAAUAUUAGGUGAUAAACCUUGGUUCAAUAGAAUGAUUGCUUUUGGUAAAAGAUUUUUUGAUGGCUCAGGAUCUGGCCUUCCAUCAGGUGGAGGAUCUGGCUUCCCAUCAGGUGGAGGAUCUGGAGGAUGGGGACAUCAUUUUGCAAAGAGACACUUUUCGGGUGACUCUGGUACGAAAGGGGAAUCAGGAUCUGGUACAGACUUUGAGUCAGGAUCUGGUAAAGACUUUGAAUCAGGAUCUGGUAAAGACUUUGAAUCAGGAUCUGGUAAAGACUUUGAAUCAGGAUCUGGUAAGGAGUAUGAAGAAAAACACUGUCCUAUUGUCUGCAGAGCUCUUAUCGCGUCAGAUGCUUAUAAACAUAUAGACAUGUGUGGUGAUUGCGAACUCUUGAAAACUGGAUUUCCUGGUUGCGAACAUUGGUGUUUUCCAAUUCCAUGGAUCGGCCGUAUUUUCAUAAGGGACUGCCAGAAAUGUGAUGCGAUCACUCUCGGACACGUAAUUAGUUUUAUUGAACAUCAUUUUGAUGAUUUGAAAUAA